UGUCGUAUCGCUAUUCUCUCUCUGUCUUUCCUCUCCUGUCUGAUCUCUCUCAGAGUUAGUCUAAUGGAGACGGAGUAUCAGCUGAAGACAGAAGGUUCUAAUGUUGCAGGGCCAAGGUACGUGAGGCCAAUCCAGAUAUCUCUUCGCCUUCUCUCUCUCUUUACCACAUUAGCAGCAACCAUUGUAAUGGCCCUCUCCAAAGAGACCUCCAUCAUUCCUCUGGUUCUCUCUCCCCUCCUCCCACCCAUUCAGGUCGUUGCUCCUGCCAAGUACCACUAUUCCUCUGCUUUUGUAUACUUCGUGGUGGUGAACGCCAUCGCCUGCGGGUACGCCGCUGUCUCUCUUAUCACGGGGUGCUCCAAGAAGGCGUCGAUGUCGCAGAAUUUCAUGGCGGCGUUGUGCAUCAUUGACGUGAUCAUGGCGGCCCUGGUUUCUACUGGUACUGGUGCAGCUGCAGCCAUUGGGGUUGUGGGGAUGAAGGGGAACUCUCACCUGAACUGGAACAGGAUCUGCAAUCACUUUGGGAGGUUCUGUUCUCAAGUAGCAGCAGCCAUCGGAGUCUCCAUUAUCGGAAUCUUGGCCUUCCUUCUCCUGGCACUUGUGUCCAUUGCUGCUCUUCGCAAAAGAUCUCGGUGAAAACCACCAAAUAAUCUCUUGUUCUUAAUCGUGUUGCGGACUGAAUCCUACAAAUAGCAAGAUAUUCGUAGCCUUCAACCAUUGAUAGUUCUUUUUCCUUUUUUUCCUGUAAACAGUUUAUCAUUUCAUG
Molecule: messenger RNA, 766 nt
Organism: Nymphaea colorata (pocket water lily)
Lineage: Eukaryota; Viridiplantae; Streptophyta; Magnoliopsida; Nymphaeales; Nymphaeaceae
Product: CASP-like protein 1E2
Exons: 2
Coding region: 64-636 (190 amino acids)
Source: RefSeq, a predicted model, not a curated record